GGAAUUGGUUCUUGGUGCAGCAGAACACUGAGGAACUUUUUCCAAACCCCGACACCACAGUGUCUACAACACUCACAGGCAGGACUACUACUGCUACUUCACGUCCUCCUCGAGAGCAGAAAGGUGGGUUCUGAGAAUCUGGCGUUUUUCUGGUAAGCAAGGAAGGCGGAGUUCGCAGCUUUUUUCUCCAACUGGACUAAACCCCACUUUUCUCCACCUCUCCCCAACAACGGGGCAUCCCACCAACGCGCAAGCGCACUUCUUGCCGCCCAAGGCGGGACUGACUCUCUUGUCUCGCGAGAGUGGGUGGGGCCGGCCAGUCUUCCUUGCUCUCGCUCCACCCCCUCCUUCUCGUUCGCUCUCUCCCAUCCCCCCAAGUCAGUCGUUCUGCUGCGCAGCUCCCUUAGCGGUUGCCACCGCCGGAGACGGUUGGGAGAACCGUUGUGGGAGCGCUACACGAGGCGGGCGACUUCUUCCUCACGGCCGGACCCCGCGAGCACCGGAGUCGGCGUUUCUGUCGCCCGACAGGGUAUCUGAAGUAAAAGGGGCAUUUAAAUCGGUAUUGAGAUGGAUUGGGUUAUGAAACAUAAUGGUCCAAAUGACGCUAGUGAUGGGACAGUACGACUUCGUGGACUACCAUUUGGUUGCAGCAAAGAGGAAAUAGUUCAGUUCUUUCAAGGUAUAUUGAGAUCUUCAGAAGUAGCAGAAGUGAAAUCAAAGGAUUUUAUGAUCCGCCAAGAAGAUUGCUGGGCCAGCGACCAGGACCAUAUGAUAGACCAAUAGGAGGAAGAGGGGGUUAUUAUGGAGCUGGGCGUGGAAGUAUGUAUGACAGAAUGCGACGAGGAGGUGAUGGAUAUGAUGGUGGUUAUGGAGGUUUUGAUGACUAUGGUGGCUAUAAUAAUUACGGCUAUGGAAAUGAUGGCUUUGAUGACAGAAUGAGAGAUGGAAGAGGUAUGGGAGGACAUGGCUAUGGUGGAGCUGGCGAUGCAAGUUCAGGUUUUCAUGGUGGUCAUUUUGUACAUAUGAGAGGACUACCUUUUCGGGCAACUGAAAAUGACAUUGCUAAUUUCUUCUCACCACUAAAUCCAAUCCGAGUGCAUAUUGAUAUUGGAGCUGAUGGCAGAGCAACCGGGGAAGCAGAUGUAGAAUUUGUGACACAUGAAGAUGCAGUAGCUGCCAUGUCUAAAGACAAGAAUAACAUGCAACAUCGAUACAUUGAACUCUUCUUGAAUUCUACCCCUGGAGGCGGCUCUGGAAUGGGAGGUUCUGGAAUGGGAGGCUACGGCAGAGAUGGAAUGGAUAAUCAAGGAGGCUAUGGAUCUGUUGGAAGAAUGGGAAUGGGGAACAAUUAUAGCGGAGGUUACGGUACUCCUGAUGGCUUGGGUGGUUAUGGCCGUGGUGGUGGAGGCAGUGGAGGUUACUAUGGGCAAGGUGGCAUGAGUGGAGGUGGAUGGCGUGGGAUGUACUAAAGCAUAACCACCAACAUAGAAGUUCUGACAACAGCAUCUGGUCUACUAGACUUUCUUACAGAUUUAAUUUCUUUUGUAUUUUAAGAACUUUAUAAUGACUGAAGGAAUGUGUUUUCAAAAUAUUAUUUGGUAAAGCAACAGAUUGUGAUGGGAAAAUCUGUUUUCUGUAGGUUUUAUUUGUUGCAUACUUUGACUUUAAAAAAAUAAAUUUUUAUAUUCAAACCACUGAUGUUGAUACUUUUUAUAUACUAGUUACUCCUAAGGAUGUGCUGCUUUCAUAAGAUUUGGGUUGAUGUAUUUUACUAUUAGCUCUACAAGUAGUAUAGUGUAAUCUUAGAGGACAGUGGUUCACCUCUUGCGUAAACUACAGUUCUUAAGCAGACAUCUGGAAUAGAGCUUAGAAAACAGUGUAACUCUUGAAUUUCUCCUGGACAAUACUGUAAAUAUAAAACCUAAAGAUGAGUUUAGUGGCUUCAGGAGUAUAAAUUCAGCUAAUUCUAUAUUAUUUUUCAAAUGUCAUUUAUCAGGCAAUAUAGCUCUGAAAUGAUGAUCUAAGAUGUAUCUGGAUUUCUCAAUAUUCAUAAUUGUGUUACCUGCAGAUAGGAGUGUUUGUUGGAAGUUAAAAGGAAGUUUAAAUUCUAGCCCUGGAUUUUAGAAUAAAUCCCCUCAGCACUUGACUGAAGUACCAAAAAAUAUUUCCAAAAAAGUGAUAGUUGUAAAGUUAUCUCAAAGUGUCUUAGACUAGGUUAAGAUUCUCAGUGACGUAAGAAUUCAGUGCAAAUACAAGGGUAUUGGAGUAUAAUCCUCACUGAUGUAUUUUCAGUUUCUGGCCCAAUAGUUAAAGCAUACGGUUUUUAAAUAAUUGUAUAGAUUAAAAAAAAUGUAAGACAAGUCUAUGUCGUAGUCUUAAAAUGAGAGUCUUGCGGUUGGAUUUGCAUCUGAUACGUUCGGAGUUUUAGAACCAUUGUGUUAAAUUAUAUGUAGCAAGGAAAAAAGGUGCUUUUUUACUUUUAAUCCCUUCAAUCAAUUUUUUUCCAAAUUGGCUAAUGGAUCAACAUGAAACCUGUCAAUGUGAAUUCAGUUAUUGAACUUGUUACUUGUUUUUUGCUAGAAAUGUUAUUAAUGUAAUAAACAAUGUGGGAGAUAAGAGUA
This is a messenger RNA of Vicugna pacos (alpaca), 2621 nucleotides long. It is a transcript of the gene HNRNPH3, whose product is annotated as heterogeneous nuclear ribonucleoprotein H3. NCBI's taxonomy places the organism in Eukaryota, Metazoa, Chordata, Mammalia, Artiodactyla, Camelidae. Gene Ontology annotation, molecular function: RNA binding. The record is from RefSeq and is a predicted model, not a curated record.